Molecule: messenger RNA, 1549 nt
Organism: Postia placenta MAD-698-R-SB12
Lineage: Eukaryota; Fungi; Basidiomycota; Agaricomycetes; Polyporales; Adustoporiaceae
Exons: 15
Coding region: 57-1472 (471 amino acids)
Cellular component (GO): membrane
Molecular function (GO): acetyl-CoA transmembrane transporter activity
Source: RefSeq, a predicted model, not a curated record
AGGCCGCGCAGGGAUUGACGGACGAGGACGCACCGCGACCAGACGCAAAGCGUCCUAUGUCGUCGCGGGACAAGAGAGCGAUUGUCCUGCUCAUCGUUCUUUACCUCUGUCAAGGAUUUCCUUUAGGACUGGCUUUAGGGUCCCUACCAUUCCUUCUACGAGAACAUUUGUCCUACUCGCAACUAGCUAUUUUCUCGUUGUCGAGUUAUCCUUAUUCUCUCAAGUUGCUCUGGUCGCCUAUAGUAGACUCCGUGUUUAUUCCUUCUGUCGGUAGACGGAAAUCCUGGAUCAUCCCAAUGCAAAUAUUGGUUGGUACCAUUAUGCUCGUGAUGUCAUUUUACGCAGACAAAAUGAUGAAGGAUCCAGCGGAGUAUAUCCACAUUCUGACUGCCGCGUUUACUGGUCUUGUCUUCUUGUCGGCGACACAAGAUAUUGCCGUUGAUGGUUGGGCACUCACUCUUUUGUCAGAAGAAAAUUUGCCCUAUGCAUCGACCUCACAAACCAUUGGCCUCAACACAGGCUACCUCAUGUCAUAUACCGUCUUCCUGGCAUUGAACAGCGAAGCAUUUGCCCAAAAAUGGGGCUUCCCUCGCCUGAGCUUGAAUAUGUACCUCUUGUUUUGUGCGAUCCUCUCGUAUGGCGUAACGGUCUGGAUCAUCUUCAAAAAAGAGGAUAAAGAGACUACAGAACACGACAUCAGCAUCAAGUCGGUAUACAUGACCAUGUGGACUAUCUGCAAAUUAAAGCAUGUACAGACACUUCUCAUCGUACACCUCUUCGCAAAAAUCGGCUUCCAGGCGCAUGAUGCUGUUACGUCGCUCAAAAUGGUCGAGAAGGGUCUUGGUCGAGAGGAUUUGGCCAUGAUUGUCCUCAUUGACUUCCCGUUCCAAAUCUUCAGUGGUUGGCUAGCGGGGAGAUGGUCCCGCGGCGACAAGCCUUUACGUCCAUGGAUUCAUGCAUAUUGGCCGCGCUUGGCACUUACCCUGGCCGCGACCUUGACCGUAUACUGGUUCCCCAAACCGCCAAUCGCGACUUGGUUCUUCGUGCUGAUCGUGAUACAGACAGUAACAUCCUCUUUUGCUUCGACAAUCCAAUUCGGAGGCAUGGCAGCGUUCCACAGCCGUAUAUCCGAUCCAGUUGUGGGAGGGACAUACAUGACUCUCUUUGCGACAUUCUCGAAUCUUGGUGGCACAUGGCCCAGAUUCUUCGUGCUCAAAGGAGUUGAUUUGUUCAGCGUCGCCAAGUGCCAGAUUGGAAACGAUCUCUCAGUACAAGCCGCUGAGUGUGUCUCUGAUCAUGGUAAAACGUCCUGCUCCGAGUUGGGAGGGAAGUGUGUUACAGAAAGUGAUGGCUACUACAUUGUCUCCGGUAUCUGCUUGGUACUGGGCGUGCUGUCAGUGCUAUUCUAUAUGAUACCCACUGCUCGGAAGCUGCAAGCCAUUCCGCCAAGCAAGUGGAGAGUUUUCGCGUAAUUGGGGUUGUAAUCAUUGUUGUUACUAUUGUUGUCACGUCGUGCAAUGCACAGGGGACGAGCUAAUACAGCAUGCAA